Messenger RNA from Penicillium cosmopolitanum, 4047 nucleotides. Its product is annotated as GAS2 domain protein. NCBI's taxonomy places the organism in Eukaryota, Fungi, Ascomycota, Eurotiomycetes, Eurotiales, Aspergillaceae. Bases 1 to 4047 code for a protein of 1348 amino acids. The transcript has a single exon. The record is from RefSeq and is a predicted model, not a curated record. Gene Ontology annotation, molecular function: microtubule binding.
AUGCCAGCCAGUCGAAUUAGUCCCCUUCGUCCCUCCAUCCGCCUCUCGCCCGCCCAUUCUCGAGAAAAUUCGCGUUCCACCUCGCCCGCCCACCCGGAGUCGAUAUAUCAGAAAAUCGAUCCCUUGCUAGCGAACCUCUCUCCGGAAUCGACUCUCAAUGCCCUCACCUCAACAGAAGCUGUACCGUCGAAUGAGAAAUUCUCCCGCGAUGUCCUUUCUCAGAGUAUCUCCCAAGUGUCGCCGGCCGAACGCGCCUUGGGGAUACGCGCCGCGGUAGCCGCCCAGAACCUGAACAUCUGGUAUAAGGAGGUCCAGACCUGGACGUGGCCAAAACAUGCUGAUGCCAAAGAAGGGAAGGGAUUCGUGCCACCGGUGGAGGUGCAGUCGGAGGACAACGGUUCAGCGUCGGCUGCUUCGACCUCCCUGUUCCCCCCUGGCACCAGUGAUAUCGCGUACUAUGGAUGUCUGCCGUCGACAAUAGUGGAACAAUAUGAACAAAGGAUAGAGGAAAUACGCGACGGAAUGGACAAUUUAAACGUGGAGGAACUCAAAGAGCACGUUUUAAGUGCCCACAUUCCAUCCCGGUCUCGUCCUUCCUCUUCGACGAGCACGGUGUCCGUGCCUCCACCACUCAGCUAUGUGCAACUUAGUGACUUCACGGCUGUCGUGACUGCUACAAUCCUACGCGCAUUGCCAUUUCUCUCUCGUCUAAAUCACCUUUUGACCACCUGGGAUGUCCGACUUCUUGUCCUCCGCCAGAUUCCCGGUCUGCUUCGCGAACUCAAAUCCACUCGAUCCGCCCUAAAUACCUCCUUUCACGCGUUACGAACCUCCGACCCCUCCGAGAACAGCAGUUCCUUUUUAUCCAGCUCACAAUUACGCGUCGAUCAUGCUCAGCUCGAAUCCGCGGUCGUCUCAGUGGGUAGGCGAAUGGACCGAGUCCUGGACGCGUUGGAAGGUCGACAGGACUCUUUGCCUGAGAGCUGGAUCGAUGAUCUCGAAGGAAUCGAGUCGGAUUUCGCUGCCUGGGUAGUUGAAGUCGAUAAAUAUAAGCUUCGCACCGAGUGGCUCCGUGCCAAGCAGCAACACGAGAAGGAGACCAAGGCAUCCGAAACCGUCGCGCCUCCCGUUGAAGAAAAGGUCAAUACGACACCAACUGAGACACAAUCGGAUGAAGCUUUGGUAGAAUGCCUCGAGCCAGAGUCAACACAGGAGUGUCCUCAGAUGGAGACGAUUGAAGAGGAGCCCAAGAUUGAACCUGAUCUCUCGUCAGAGAGUAAUGCCGACGAACAGGAAACAUCCCAGUUGACACAAGAUUCAGGAUUGUCUUCUGCAGAGAGCGAUUCUACCCUCCCACCUCUCUCUGAGCCUGACACGCCACCUACCCUUCAUACCGACGACGAGCCCAAGCAUGUGCCUCAGAUCGUGUCCUCCGAUUGCGUAAAUGAGGAUGCGAAUACUCCAACUCCAACGCAAUCCGUCUUUCCACCUCUUCCGUCAAUUGAAUCCGAAGAGGAUAUCUCUCCCACUCAAGUGCCACUCCCAGUGACACCCAGCGUCGAAAAUAAAGAGAAUAUUCCACCUGUCGGCUUUAUACAACGACCAGCACCGCCGUCUCGGGAAUCAUCUGCCAAGCCCGCUGCACUCUCAGAGCGCGAUACGGACGAUGACCCUUUCACACAGAGACCCGCCUCGUCCAGGAAGAGUGAUUCUGUGGCUGCACCGGAUCUCCUUGUUUCGGACGAUGCUUCCACAGAGAGUAUCUACCAGGACCCGCCGAAACCUGUUGUAACUGAACAGGCAAGCAGCGCCAACAUGACCAAGGAUAAGAAGGAUGUCCAGGCAACUGAAACGGCUGAUAUCUCCCUCCCAUUUGUCCAAACUGCGGUGACUGCGGUGACUACGGUGACUGAGCAGCCCGAGCAGCCCGUAGCUACAGGCACUCCGGAUAGGCGACCCAAGGAGGAAUCGUCCCCCGCCCUUACGAUGGAAAAGCCUAGGGUUCACUGUGCUCCAGUCCGCAGCUCUCCAAAGACAACACCAACCCGCAUUCCUGUGUCGAAAAUGCACAAGCCUCUCCCAAAGCAACCUCAAAGCCAGGUCCCAGUCAAUUCUAUCGAAGAGCCACUCAAAACCGCCCCGAAGCCCUCCCAGCAUACACCACAGAAACAAGCGCCGUCCAAGAAGCCAUUGCAGAGCCCAAUCAAGCUUUCCAAGAUACGACCCGCCAAGCUCGAUCUCGCCAAAGCCGCCCCAAAGCCGCGUUAUCGACGACCAUCUACAGGAUCCGUCGGCUCUCUCCCUUCGAACGACUCCUCCCUGAUCUCCAGCCCUGGCGCCCUUGAUCCCAAUACCGACUCGUCCAAGGAUGGUCCCCUUCUGACACCUCCUCUCUCCGACUUCCCCCAACCCCCCUCUUUCCCGCCUCGGGGUGAUCAUGCGUUGCGAGCUGAUCGUCUCCGUCACCUUGAGAACCGCAAGGUGUCUCCUCGGACUACUUUUAAAGACAACCGCUCUCUCAGUCUGCCGCUUGAGCGAUUCAUCAAUGAAAAGAUGGACCUUCAAAUGGACCGCGACCCGGUCUCUCCUGCCGGUCGAGUGCCAUUGAAGAAAACAUCGAUUCCCCGAGAUCUGCCUAAUCCUUCUACCUUUCCUAUUCCACAGGUGCCCGCUAGAUCAUCCAGCCGACGCCCUGCUUUGACCCGCGGAAAAUCUGCUUCUGAUCUUAAGUCCAGUAGCCAAGCCCAGAAGGAAGCCCAGAAGGAAGCGCAGCGCGUUGUGCGAACUUCUUUGAAGAGUUCUUCCCUGCGGACAAUUUUUAAUCAAGAUCAACCAAAGUCUCUCCGCUUACGCCAGCGCUUAACAGCUCAUCCCAGCCUGGAAAGUUUGGGCAUGAGACGGCAAGAACUUGACUACGUCGAGGAGGAUGUAUCGGAACCGACAGAUGUUGGCUCUCGAGCAUCGUCACCGAAUAGGCAACGGAGAAAACCUAGAGAUCGUCUCGACGAGAAGGUUAACUCAAUUUUGAACACGCUGCCUGGGCGAAUCAACCUCGUCGAUCCUAACAAUGAGGCCGACACAUCUUCGUCGUCGUCCUCAUUGGAUCGCAAAAUGCGAGACAGAUUUCUUUCGGAAUCACCACCUGGGGCUCCAUCUCGGAGUGCUACCCCAGCGCCUUCCUUUUCGCUCAUGCCUGCUACCAGAAGGCGCUCACAAGUGUUCAAAUCGGAGGAUAGCUGUGUCAGGCUCUAUCACCUCCAACAUGCCGGACAGACAGCUCCCACAAAACUGUUCGUCCGUACUGUUGGAGAGGAGAAUCAGCGGGUUAUGGUCCGUGUUGGUGGUGGCUGGGCUGAUCUGGGCGAAUAUCUUCGCGAAUAUGUCAUCCACCACGGUCGCCGAAAGGUUUCCGAAACACCCCGUGUCGAAGUACAAGGCUUGACAGCUCGUUCCUCGCCUGGUUACUCCACCCCGGGCUCCAUGCUGACCCCAGCCGCACCAGCCUACAUGACCUCCGGCCGAGCGACUCCAUCUCGACCCCCGUCCGUCAUGAGUGCCCGACCUGCCUCGUCGCUCAAUGUUCGCAAGGUACGGCGAGGAUCCAAUGCAUCGGAUGCAGUCGGCACUAGGUCCGUGACUACGAGUGCCUUGGCCUCAUUCACCUCGCCCCCAUCUGCCUCUAUAGGCAGGCGUCGUCUCUCGGUCUCUUCCAACUACUCGUUUGGCGAUGUGAACUCCCAUUCUCCUGGAAAUACCAACUCCCUGGCGCCAGAUUCCCACUCCACCCCACUCGGUCUUGCCGGUCCCAAACCUCGGGCACGACAUGUUUCCAUGAGCCCGGAAGGUGAAGCCUGGGUUGAAGAUGUCCUCCAGAAAACCCGCCUCUCCAGUUCGAUCAACGCUCCCCUUUCCCACUCGGCGUUACCCCCAACCAUGAGUCUGCCGAGCAGCACGAUAUCAGUGACACGGCUUCUAUCCGCUCUUUGCCCAAGGUCCGCAGUGUUAGUGACAUUGGAUCUGUCGGCACAAGCAGACGCGUCGUACUGA